Messenger RNA from Strongylocentrotus purpuratus (purple sea urchin), 6191 nucleotides. Its product is annotated as zinc finger protein 850. Lineage: Eukaryota; Metazoa; Echinodermata; Echinoidea; Camarodonta; Strongylocentrotidae. The coding region runs from base 78 to 6071 and encodes 1997 amino acids. Gene Ontology annotation, molecular function: RNA polymerase II cis-regulatory region sequence-specific DNA binding; DNA-binding transcription activator activity, RNA polymerase II-specific. The transcript has 8 exons. Gene Ontology annotation, cellular component: nucleus. The record is from RefSeq and is a predicted model, not a curated record. Gene Ontology annotation, biological process: regulation of transcription by RNA polymerase II.
UAGGCAUCAUAGAAUGACACCCACGAAAUCUAAGUUGAAGUGGUACUAAAACUGUGAAUUUGAAGUUCUUGUUGAAAAUGGAGGGACAACGUUGCAAGAUGUCAGAUAACAUCUUUGAAGAAUUAGGUAAUGGAUACCGGUACACGGAUCGAGACUUCAUAUUGACAGAGUGCACAGCAGCAGAGAAAGAUGAUCGGCUACAUGUAAGCAUUAUGGAGGAGCAUGGAUUUGGAAUUGCCUAUAUCAAAGAAGAAGAGGAGGAAAAAGGAAUCUUAGAGGAGGCAGAUCCUUCUGAUUUUAACGUAGGACGGCUUCCCGUUUUAGAAGGCAGUUCUGCCAUCUCCUAUGACUCCAGCCAAGUUCUACCCAGCGUGGAGAACAGUAGCCAGAGUGAAAGAGAGCUAGAUGAAUCCAUAAAUGAUCCAACAAAUUCUCCUCCAACCCAUGAUGAAGAUUCUACAGGGAAACAGGGAUUUGAUUGCACCAAGUGUAAGAAGAGAUUUUCUGUUGAAUCUGAUCUUGGAUCUCAUGUGAUGAUGUGCUGUGGAAACCUAUCUACUCAAUGUCCAGUCUGCAAGAAGAUUUUCGCGUCAAAGUCGUAUAUAGAAAAGCACAUGAGACUUCAUACUGGGGAGAAACCAUUUCAAUGUGGUGAAUGUGGAAUGAGAUUUACUAGGAAGCACCAUCUAGUUCACCACCAGAGAACACACACGGGUGAAAAACCCUUUAAGUGUACAGAAUGUGGUAAAGGUUUUAUCAAAAAGUCUGACCUAAAAGUUCAUUUUAGAAGACAUGGAGGUAACGAACCUUUUCAAUGCUCUUAUUGUGACAGGAAACUGAAUUCCAAGAGAGAUCUCAUUAGACAUGAGAGAACGCAUACUGGUGAGAAACCUUAUCCCUGCUCUUCAUGCAGUAAACGAUUUCCAAGAAAACAAGAACUUUUGGUUCAUGAAAGAAUACACUCUGGUGAAAACCCUUUUCAAUGCUCUUAUUGUAACAGGAAACUGAAUUCCAAGAGUGAUUUCAUGAGACAUGAGAGAACGCAUACUGGUGAGAAACCUUAUCCCUGCUCUUCAUGCAGUAAACGAUUUCCAAGAAAACAUCAACUUUUGAGACAUGAAAGAAAAGUACACCUGAAAGCAAAGAGUCCCGAAACGUCCAAAGACUCUAACGAUAACAGUGCUGUGUCUUUUCAAAAGGACCUUGAUAAACGGAAGACAUGCAGUGAUAAGAGCUCUUACCAAUGUCCUGAGUGCAACAAGAAAUUUAAAACAAAGCUGAGUUUCACACAACACAUGAAAGAGCAUACAGGAGACAAGAUCUAUCAAUGCGGUGAAUGCAAGAAGGGUUUCACUUCAGAGUCUGGUCUCAAACGUCAUAUGAGAAUACACACAGACAUUUUUUGCAGCUCAAAAAAUGCUUCAGAUGAUUUAGCAUAUCAGGAGAAGAUAUCAGAAUCCCAGUUAUCAGAGGAUGGAUGUUCAGAGGAUGACAGCGAGGGAGCGUCUGAAGGAGAACAUUUAGAGAAGGAAGAUCAUGAGGAUUCUGAAUCAGGAUGGCUUCCAGCUUCAGAAGGUAUCUCUGCCGUCUCUCAAGACUCCAGCCAAGUUCUACCCAGGUUGGAGAACAGUAGCCAGAGUGAAAGAGAGCUAGAUGAAUCCAUGAAUGAUCCAACAAAUUCUCCUCCAACCCGUGAAGAAGAUUCUACAGGGAAACAGGGAUUUGACUGCACCAAGUGUAAGAAGAGAUUUCCUGUCGAAUCUGAUCUUGGAUCUCAUGUGAUGACGUGCUGUGGAGACCUAUCUACUCAAUGUCCAGUCUGCAAGAAGAUUUUCAGGUCAAAGUCGAAUCUAGGAAAGCACAUGAGACUUCAUACUGGGGAGAAACCAUUUGAAUGUGGUGAAUGUGGAAUGAGAUUUACUAGGAAGCACCAUCUAGUUCACCACCAGAGAACACACACAGGUGAAAAACCCUUUAAGUGCACAGAAUGUGGUAAAGGUUUUAUCAAAAAGUCUGACCUAAAAGUUCAUUUUAGAAGACAUGGAGGUAACGAACCUUUUCAAUGCUCUUAUUGUAACAGGAAACUGAAUUCCAAGAGAGAUCUCAUUAGACAUGAGAGAACGCAUACUGGUGAGAAACCUUAUCCCUGCUCUUCAUGCAGUAAACGAUUUCCAAGAAAACAAGAACUUUUGGUUCAUGAAAGAAUACACUCUGGUGAAAACCCCUUUCAAUGCUCAGAAUGUGGUAAAGGAUUUCCAAGAAAACAAGAACUUUUGAGACAUGAAAGAAAAGUACACCUGAAAGCAAAGAGUCCCGAAACGUCCAAAGACUUUAACAAUGACAGUGCUGUGUCUUUUCAAAAGGACCUCGAUAAACAGAAGACAUGCAGUGAUAAGAGUUCUUACCAAUGUCCUGAGUGCAACAAGAAAUUUGAAACAAAGAUGAGUUUCACGCAACACAUGAAAGAGCAUACAGGAGACAAGAUCUAUCAAUGCUGUGAACGCAAGAAGGGUUUCACUUCAGAGUCUGGUCUCAAAGGACAUAUGAGAAUACACACAGAUGAACCAGUGAACAGCAGGGAGGAGCAGCUAAAGGUUCAAAUUGAAAGUGGAUUUGAGAUUUACCUUAUCAAAGAAGAAGAGAUAGAAGAAACUUCACUUCAACAGAAUGAUGUUUGUUGCAGCUCUAAAAACGCUUCAGAUGAUUUGGACUGUCAGGAGAAGAUAUCAGAAGCCCAGUUAUCAGAGGAUGGAUGUUUAGAGGUUGACAGCGAGGGAGCAUCUGAAGGAGUACAUUUAGAGAAGGAAGAUCAUGAGGAUUCUGAAUCAGGAUGGCUUCCCGUUUUAGAAGGUAUCUCUCCCGUCUCUCAAGACUCCAGCCAAGUUUUACCCAGCAUGGAGAACAGUAGCCAGAGUGAAAGAGAGCUAGAUGAAUCCAUGAAUGAUCCAACGAAUUCUCCUCCUACCUGUGAUGAAGAUUAUACAGGGAAACAGGGAUUUGACUGCACCAAGUGUAAAAAGAGAUUUUCUGUUGAAUCUGAUCUUGGAUCUCAUGUGAUGACGUGCUGUGGAAACCUAUUUACUCAAUGUCCAGUCUGCAAGAAGAUUUUCACGUCAAAGUCGAAUCUAGGAAAGCACAUGAGACUUCAUACUGGGGAGAAACCAUUUGAAUGUGGUGAAUGUGGAAUGAGAUUUACUUUGAAGCAACAUCUAGUUUACCACCAGAGAACACACACGGGUGAAAAACCCUUUAAGUGCACAGAAUGUGGUAAAGGUUUUGUCGAAAAGUCUGUCCUAAAAGUUCAUUUUAGAAGACAUGGAGGUAACGAACCUUUUCAAUGCUCUUAUUGUAACAGGAAACUGAAUUCCAAGAGAGAUCUCAUGAGACAUGAGAGAACACAUACUGGUGAGAAACCCUUUAAGUGCUCAGAAUGUGGUAAAGGAUUUUCCCAAAAAAGUAACCUAACAUUGCACUUUAGAAAACAUGGAGGUAAUGAAGCUUUUCAAUGCUCUUAUUGUAGCAGGAAACUGAAUUCCAAGAGUGAUUUCAUGAGACAUGAGAGAACGCAUACUGGUGAGAAACCUCAUCCUUGCUCUUCAUGCAGUAAACGAUUUUCAAGAAAACAUCAACUUUUGGUUCAUGAAAGAACACACACGGGUGAAAAGCUCUUUCUAUGCUCAGAAUGUGGUAAACGAUUUUCAAGAAAACAAGAACUUUUGAGACAUGAAAGUAAAGUACACCUGAAAGCAAAGAGUCCCGAAACGUCCAAAGACUUUAACAAUGACAGUGCUGUGUCUUUUCAAAAGGACCUCGAUAAACGGAAGGCAUGCAGUGAUAAGAGUUCUUAUCAAUGUCGUGAGUGCAACAAGAAAUUUAAAACAAAGAUGAGUUUCACGAAACACAUGAAAGAGCAUACAGGAGACAAGAUCUAUCAAUGCGGUGAAUGCAAGAAGGGUUUCACUUCAGAGUCUGGUCUCAAAGGACAUAUGAGAAUACACACAGAUGAACCAGUGAACAGCAGGGAGGAGCAGCCAAAGGUUCAAAUUGAAAGUGGAUUUGAGAUUUACCUUAUCAAAGAAGAAGAGAUAGAAGAAACUUCACUUCAACAGAAUGAUGUUUGUUGCAGCUCUAAAAACGCUUCAGAUGAUUUGGACUGUCAGGAGAAGAUAUCAGAAGCCCAGUUAUCAGAGGAUGGAUGUUUAGAGGUUGACAGCGAGGGAGCAUCUGAAGGAGAACAUUUAGAGAAGGAAGAUCAUGAGGAUUCUGAAUCGGGAUGGCUUCCCGUUUUAGAAGGUAUCUCUCCCGUCUCUCAAGACUCCAGCCAAGUUCUACCCAGCAUGGAGAACAGUAGCCAGAGUGAAAGAGAGCUAGAUGAAUCCAUGAAUGAUCCAACAAAUUCUCCUCCUACCCGUGAUGAAGAUUCUACAGGGAAACAGGGAUUUGACUGCACCAAGUGUAAAAAGAGAUUUUCUGUUGAAUCUGAUCUUGGAUCUCAUGUGAUGACGUGCUGUGGAAACCUAUCUACUCAAUGUCCAGUCUGCAAGAAGAUUUUCACGUCAAAGCCGAAUCUAGGAAAGCACAUGAGACUUCAUACUGGGGAGAAACCAUUUGAAUGUGGUGAAUGUGGAAUGAGAUUUACUCAGAAGCCACAUCUAGUUUACCACCACAGAACACAUACGGGUGAAAAACCCUUUAAGUGCACAGAAUGUGGUAAAGGUUUUAUCACAAAGUCUGUCCUAAAAGAUCAUUUUAGAAGACAUGGAGGUAACGAACCUUUUCAAUGCUCUUAUUGUGACAGGAAACUGAAUUCCAAGAAUCAUCUCAUGGGACAUGAGAGAACGCAUACUGGUGAGAGACCUCAUCCUUGCUCUUCAUGCAGUAAACGAUUUUCAAGAAAAUAUCAACUUAUGGUUCAUGAAAGAAUACACUCUGGUGAAAAACCCUUUCAGUGCACAGAAUGUGGUAAAGGUUUUAUCACAAAGACUGUCCUAAAAGAUCAUUUUAGAAGACAUGGAGGUAACGAACCUUUUCAAUGCUCUUAUUGUAACAGGAAACUGAAUUCCAAGACUCAUCUCAUGAGACAUAUGAGAACACAUACUGGUGAGAAACCCUUUAAGUGCUCAGAAUGUGGUAAAGGAUUUUCCCAAAGAAGUCACCUAACAAUGCACUUGAGAAAACAUGGAGGUAAUGAACCUUUUCAAUGCUCUUAUUGUAACAGGAAACUGAAUUUCAAGAGUGAAUUCAUUAACCAUGAGAGAACGCAUACUGGUGAGAAACCUUAUCCUUGCUCUUCAUGCAGUAAACGAUAUUCAAGAAAAGAUCACCUUUUGAUUCAUGAAAGAAAAGUACACCUGAAAGCAAAGAGUCCCGAAACGUCCAAAGACUCUAACGAUAACAGUGCUGUGUCUUUUCAAAAGGACCUUGAUAAACAGAAGACAUGCAGUGAUAAGAGUUCUUAUCAAUGUCCUGAGUGCAAUGAGAAAUUUAAAACAAAGAUGAGUUUCACGAAACACAUGAAAGAGCAUACAGGAGAUAAGAUCUAUCAAUGCGGUGAAUGCAAGAAGGGUUUCACUUCAGAGUCUGGUCUCAAACGUCAUAUGAGAAUACACACAGGUGAACGGCCCUUUCAAUGCUCUCAAUGUUAUAAGCAGUUUGUUUCAAAGAAGCAAUUCAAGUUGCAUACGCUAAGACACAAAAGGGCAACACUCUCAUGUAGCUAUUGUGAUGUGAAGUUUUUGGCACGAGGCGAUCUUAAUCGACACAUCCGCACACAUACAGGGGAGAAGCCCUUCCAGUGUGAUAUAUGUAAGAAAAGAUUCAACAGAAAUUCUGAUGUUAAUAAGCAUCUGCAGAAGGCAAAGGCAUCCGGUCAGGGUCCAUACCCAUGUGCAGAUUGUGAUGAGAUAUUUUGUUUGAAGGUUGGUUUAACAAACCAUAUGAUAACGCACAUCCAACCAAUGCCUUAUCAAUGUUCUGAAUGCUUGCAAAAGUUCAAAAGCUCGUCAGAAUUAGAGUCACAUGAUAUGAAUAAACACAAAGGAAAAAGGAUCCAAUUCUUGUCUAAUUUGUAAAGAGACAUUUUUGUCCCAAGAUUACCUUAGUGUACAUAUGCAAAUUCACUCUGAUGAGAAACCAUACAAAUGUUCUGAAUGUAGAAAGAGGUUUAGUUUGAAGGAAUACCUUGACACACA